AAAUCGAUAAUUUGUCAUUCACUCAAUGAGAACACGUAUGUGUCCAUAUGCAUAUGCGUGCGCCCCAAAAUUAAAGUCGGAGUUAUGUUGCUAGUCAGCAGAGGAAUUACACCAUUAGCCGCUUGACAAACGUUAUGCGUGGAAAUCGCAGUAGCAAGACGCCAGCAAAACAAGCAACAGGAGUCCCGUUGCCCGGCACAUCGAAACACAAAUUAAAAUUACUGCAAGCAUUCCGAACGCAAUAAAAUGUUGCAAAUUCUAUGCAUAUUGAUUGGCCGACUGCUGCUGAUGGGCAUCGGUGCUUAUGAGCUUCUGCAGCAGCUCUAUUAUCGACUGCAUGCGCUCGCCUCCAGGUCAUAUGACUACUGGCAAUGUGAUGAUAAGCAUGAGUUCGUUUUCAUACGUGCCGCCCUGGACAAACUGCAGAAGUUGCCGCAGCACUUGGUGCUCGUCAUCGCCCCAGACGAUUGCUAUGUAAACGAUGUGUUGCUCAAACGCGUUUUUGGCUAUGCCCAAUUUGUUGGCAUACCCUAUUUAAGUGUCUAUGAUAAGCGUACGCCCAGCACUGGUUACGUCCACCUAUCGCAACUGUGUCAAACCAUGGCCAGCGAUACCAACGACAGACACUUUCUCUGGCCGCCCAAAGAAAUCAAGGAACAAAUACAACAUCAGCACUCAAAUGGUUGUUGUAGUAAAACGGCUGUCGUCACAAAUGGCACAGUCAAUGGCUAUGCGAGCAAAGGUCCGCAUUACACUCAGCUGCAGGUUUAUCAAAUUGACAGCGCUGAUGGCCAUGCCCUCAUCGCCGAUGUCUGUCGCGAGCUGUACGAAACUCGCAAAUCGGCGCAGGUGGAGGGCAUGCUGAAGGAGCGACAGACGCUUCACGACGGCAUCAAUGCGAUGCUGAGCAAGCGGCUGGGCUUUGUGGUGCCCGAACCGGAGCUGGGCAUUGUGUUCGCGAGGCAGACAUGCACAUAUGGUCUGCUGCCGUGGCAUGUGCGCUUCACUGAGUUUCACACGCAUCGCGGCGGACGCUAUUUUAAUGCCAAGUCCUUUGUUAAGAUACUUUAUAAAUAUGCCCGCUGCGAACAACGAUGGGGAAAAUAGUGUUUUAAGUGUGAAAGUGUCCUAAGUAGUUACUUAAUGUAAUUAUAAUAUUGUAUUUUAGUUUAAAAUUGUAUAAGACAAGAAAACGAAUCAAACUGCGCUACAAAUGUAAGGAAAAGUGAAAAGAAAAUCAUAAUACAUAAAUGUUUGUUAUUCAAAAACGAAAUGUAUUUGCCGAGAUUUACAAAUGAA
Molecule: messenger RNA, 1299 nt
Organism: Drosophila grimshawi
Lineage: Eukaryota; Metazoa; Arthropoda; Insecta; Diptera; Drosophilidae
Gene: Tango14
Product: dehydrodolichyl diphosphate synthase complex subunit nus1
Exons: 3
Coding region: 247-1107 (286 amino acids)
Cellular component (GO): endoplasmic reticulum membrane; dehydrodolichyl diphosphate synthase complex
Molecular function (GO): ditrans,polycis-polyprenyl diphosphate synthase [(2E,6E)-farnesyl diphosphate specific] activity
Source: RefSeq, a predicted model, not a curated record